Messenger RNA from Fragaria vesca subsp. vesca, 538 nucleotides. RefSeq names its product cell number regulator 10-like. Bases 1 to 231 code for a protein of 76 amino acids. Lineage: Eukaryota; Viridiplantae; Streptophyta; Magnoliopsida; Rosales; Rosaceae. The transcript is spliced from 2 exons. The record is from RefSeq and is a predicted model, not a curated record.
AUGACGGUUCAGUGCCAUUGGGUGUACUCAUGCUUGUACAGAAACAAAUUGCGCAAGAAUUUUGGUUUGGCUGAGGAGCCUUGUUGUGAUUGUCUUGUUAACUACUGCUGCGAGCCUUGUGCCCUUUGCCAAGAGCAUGCUGAGCUCAAAUCAAGAGGCUUCAACCCCUCCAUAGGUUGGAUUGGACCGCCAACUUCUCCUCCGGAUAUGCCUCCUUCCAUGUUCAAAUGAUCUCCUGUUCCGACCAACGUACUUGGCAGACUAUCGAUAGUACUGUUCCGACAAAUGUUUUCCCGUCUUUUGACUCAUCAAUUAGAAGAACAACGUGUGUAUGGGUGAUGGAUGGUGUAUGCUUUAUUUUCAGUGUGUUUUCAAUUAGAAAUUGGACCUCCAACUUGAAGAGCUGAUGAAAAGAUCAUGUGUUUAAUUUUCUUUUAUUUCCAGAGUCUAGACCAUCAUAUCGCAAUAAAGUGGUAAUGCAAUGCAAUGCAAUUCCGUUUACUAAUCAAGAAUCGCCGGGCAAUUUUGAAGUUUUCUG